Molecule: messenger RNA, 504 nt
Organism: Prorocentrum cordatum
Lineage: Eukaryota; Dinophyceae; Prorocentrales; Prorocentraceae
Source: the annotation of a GenBank genome assembly
AUGUGGGCGCCGUCCAUUCAGUUCGGCCUACGUCCCGAGUCCGGGGUUACUGACAGGUUUUCUGGCAUUGUGCUGAAUAUGGGCAUCGACGUCGUGGCGGUGCCCGUGGCUGAGCUGUUGCAGGCCUGUGGCCUGCCUGGGGUCGAGGACGUGCCGCCCGGCGAGCACCUGAUCGUACUGGAUUGCGAGGGGGGCAACAACGCCAUGGCAAACAUCCGCUCCCUCGUCAAUGUGUUCGGAAUAGUGGUCGGCACAGAGGUCGUCUUCGUCGCGAACAGCAUGGCGUCCGAGCAGGCGCUGCAGAACCUGGGCGCGACGCUGGCCGCACGCUCCAUGAUCCGGCUGGACGGGGCAGCUGCCCUCACGGAGCAGCACCUCGUGUUUGCGGUGAACAAGAACACUCUUAAGUAUCAGGGCUCGGCCCUCGAGAAGAUACUCAACCAGGAUGUCCCCUGUGUUUCCUAUAGGGGGCCCGGGGGGAUGAAGCGAAUGGGGUGGGUAUGA